Messenger RNA from Balaenoptera ricei (Rice's whale), 3608 nucleotides. RefSeq lists its product as uncharacterized. The transcript has 6 exons. The record is from RefSeq and is a predicted model, not a curated record. NCBI's taxonomy places the organism in Eukaryota, Metazoa, Chordata, Mammalia, Artiodactyla, Balaenopteridae. The coding region runs from base 1 to 1005 and encodes 334 amino acids.
AUGCGGAGUGCCUGCGUGGACCGGCUCCCAGCAUCCCUCCUGCGACCUGAGCAAGUUCUUUCCCAAUGCCACGCUCUGCCCACGAGGCCCCCUCUCCCCGCCGUUUUGGGGGGACCCCAGCUCGGCAGCCAUGAGACAUUCACCCUCGGAAGAGCUGCUUACAGGACGGUGGCCACGCCCGCGGCCCCUCCUGAGGGCGAAGCGGCUGCCCUGCUCCUGCAGCGGCGCGGAGCGCCCGACUGGCCCGCAACUGGGUGUUCCUACCCCCCAGCUGGCUGGUGUUUGCAGCUCACACGUGGCGUAAAAACCAGUUUUCACGUCAAAACAAGCUUUAUUCCCUUUCCAUCUCCUGUUGGAGAAGUGAGGCUGUGGGCACCUCUGCGUCUCACCGUGCGGGCCCCGGACCUGCAGCAACAGUACCACCUGGGAACUGGUUGGAAAUGCAACUUCUCGGGCCCCGUUUCCGAUCUGGUGAAUCAGAAACUCUGCGUUCUGUGCUGUCACGAGCCCUUCAGACCGGUUCCCACCCACGCGGGCUGUCCUCAGCAGCUGCCACCCAGCCCUGGCUUCACCGCGACCUCAUCUCAUCCUAAUUACCAGGCCCGACUGAGAGAUGCAACUCAGACCCCAGUAUCGCGAAGAAUCUGUGAUGGCAAGGAGUGUGGGCCUCUGCCCAUGAGGGGCUCUGCCUCCAUCGCUUCUCCAGCAAGCUGGGAGCCACAGGUGUCAGGGAGAGAACCUCUGCCCUCCACCCGGGCUCCCCGACCUCCUCUGACACCCUUCCAAAGCAAGGCAAGAGAAGUUCUACUUAGCCACGUCUCACUAGGGAGACGUUACUGUGGCUUAAUGAUCGUAGCCAUGUGGGGUACAUCUCUUAAACUUUGUGCUCCCAGGCAAGAAGCACACCUUUCUAAGGCUGUCCCCUCGGACAGACUUCGGCGACCGUCCUCGCUCUCAGAUCGCUGCCGGACACAGGCCGGCCAAGCUCACCAGUUGGGCGCGUGAGUUGAGGGCGACUUUCUAGACUUGGACACUGUUGAUGGGCAAGGCGUCUGGCUUCCUUCCCUUCAUCCUCUGCUCAGGAGUGUUCAGCAUUUCCAUUUUUAUAAGAGAACCGUGACUGCAAGGUAUUAGCACAGUCUGAGCUACUGGCAAUAUGGGACUUUUCUCAUUUUUGCCUGUUACAGCUUGGACGUAGCGCUCCUCUUGUUACAUCUGCAAAGUGAGAAUGAGCGAGCAGCAGGCCUCUAACUCAGGCCUGAUGCCCUCCUGGGCUUGACCUUGAACGCUGGGUUUUAGGACAUGAAUGGGAGAAUAGACAUGGAUGGGGUUAGAGAGGUGAGCACAUGCCAGAAAGUAACACGCACUCGUGCCAUUCCGAGGGGUCGGGACUGUCCUGCAGAGUAGCGCUUCUCAGAAUGCGACCCAGAGACCACCUGUACAGAGCAGCCUGACACGUUUGCCAACAAUGUUAUUCUUGAGCCCCGUUCCCAGGUCUACUGACUCUGAAUCUUUGUGGUGGAUCCAGGACCCCACGUAGUCACAAGAUGCCUGGGUAAUUCUCAAGCACACUUUACUUUGAAAACAAUGGCACCAUUGAUUGAGAGGUUCAUUCAAGAACCUAAACCAAGGGAUGAUGUAAUCAGAUUGAUCGCUUUGGUUGCACUUUGUGGGACGUAUUUUAAAAACUGGAGGCCAGACAAGUGAUUAUCGUAAUACUCCAGGUGAGGAAUGAUGAAGGUCUGAACUGAGCACCAGCGAUGAGGCUGCAGCUACAUGAGGAGGUCAGCUCUGGAGUUUCCAACUUGAGUGAUUGAGUCAAUAAAGGAUAAUUAGGGGGAUUCAAAGGAAAUGUAAUUUGCGGAGGAAAAUUCUUAGUUGCUUUAGAUAUGCUGAGUUUGAGGAGCCUGGGGUUACCCCGAGGGGAGCAGUCCAGGGGGAGGUUGGACGGAAGUUUGGACUCAGGAGGAAAUUCUGAACAAAAGAUAACAGAGAGACGGGGAAGGAAAUCCUUGGCGCGGAUGUGAUUUCUCAGGAAGAAUGCGAGAGCAAAGAAAAAGCCUGAGGACAAAAUGUUUAGGACUGUCAACAUCAAAGGGCGAAGCAGAAGAAAAGUUGCCUGAUGAAUGGGGCUUAAAAUUAGGGAAAGUAACUUUUUUAAUGUCCAUUUUAUUUUUUUUUAAUUUGAAUACAAAGUGUUUUAAUAAACAAGAAUGUAACCACUGCUAAAUUAUCCAUAUGCUGAGUCAAGGCAAAAAUGUUACCCAGAUUAAAAGAACAUAGACAUGAUAGUCCAUGAAGCCAGUGGGAUGAAGUUAAAAAUAAGAGUUUAAUGUCCAUUUUAGAUCAAUUUAAAUUUUAACAAGACGGCAUGUUUGCAUAGGUAGUGAUUAGGAAAUACAAUUCUAUUUAAGUAUUUAUCCCAGGCUAUUUAAUAAAUUUAAUGAGAUGAAUGCAAGCACCAGAGUUCAAUGUUGCAGGUGGGGCAGGAGGAGAGAAUUGAGUUGGGUGGGAGAAUAGCCAUAUCACCAGUGAGAGUUCAGGGGAUGCGGACAUAAGUGAACCCUCUUCAUUAAGGCUGCGCACAAAGUAAAAAUGCUUUCAGUAAAAUUGCCUUCAGUAAGAAAUGCCACCAGCCAGUUCUUUCAGGCAUGAGUGUAAGAAAAAUCAAAGAGAUAUUUUGGAAGGACAAAGUGGAAACUGCUUUUCUACACCUCACAUGUGAGUGGAGGCAGGAAGGCUAUUGGUUUAAACGUCUCUUGGCUGGGAACAGAAUGGAUUUUCCCCUUUCCUUCUUUAUGUGUAUGUUGUUGCUAAUAAUUCACAAAGUAUUUUCCUAUUUACACCUCAAUUCCCCCAAGUAAAUGUUUAACCAUGAUUACACAUUAAGAAAAAUAAGAACUUACACUGAGAGUCUUAACCAUGCCCCAGAAUUGGUUUUCAGUGCAUUAUUGAUCUCAACCCAUUCGUUCUGCACAAGCAUGUUAUAAACUAGGUACACUCAUCCUUAUUUUAUAGAAAAGUAAGCAGAGGGCUGGGGUAACUUAACCAGGGUCACCCAACUAAGACACCCACAUAAAAAUUCACACCCAGGCAGUCUAUAUCCUGCACCUGUUCCUUUGUCUAUCAUUUUAUACCACUUUUAGUUCAUAGGUCCUAGUGACUAUUAAUAAAUAGAAGCUGCUUAGAUUACCCAGUUACUUUUGAUUUUCUCAGAGGAAGCCCAAGGUAGUCAGUAACUAGGAACUGCCAUGAGAGUUUAUGAUAAAUAAUCAGUGAGGCGGAAUAACUCAUAAAUGUUCUCUCUUGCUGUUAGGCUCUAUAAUAUAUGUACAUUUCAUUACAUGACCCUAUGCAUAUUUAUUACUUUAGAUGGUUUUCACCUGUCUGGUUUUAGCUAGAUUAUAAAUUCUCUGAGGCAAAGUAGUACAUACUCUUAAUAUUCAGAGCCUGGCACAGGAAAGCAGUGAAAAUCCAUUGAUGCAUUUUUAAUGAACAAGUCAGGUAAUGAAGGGGAGCUUGGAAGAGCUUCUUUUAGUCACACAAAUAUUUUUCAGUUAUUUUCCAAAUAGCCUGAGUUGGAAAAUCUAAAUCUAAAAUAUGUUUCA